AUGGCUCCUAAGCGCGCCGCCGAGGGCGCAGCAGCCUCUUCAGACGCCCAACAGAACAAGAAGCCCCGUAAGGGUUUCCGCGUCGGCCCCGACAACCUGCCCGAUGGCCCGUGGCGUAGAAAGGUCGAGAAGAAAAAGGCACAGCUCAUUUACAAAGCCAAGGUAAAGAAGCAGUACGCCAAGAUCAAGGAGAGGGAACUCGCCGCCCAGGCAUCAUCCACAACGCAACCCGCCGUCACGCCGUCGGCCCAGGAUUCAGGCAACGAUGAAGACGAGGCUAUGAACGAGCCCCCCGCCGAUGAAGCACCCGAGAGAGAUUCUCAACCGUCAGCACCAGAAGCAGACACCAAGGACUCGGAGGAGACGCCAGCGCGGUCAGGCCCGGAUCCCUCAGAAGUCCACCCGAGCCGCCACGACUUGCUCGCCAACGACGGCGAGUUGCCCAACCCGAACACCAUCGCCGUGAAGCGCAAGCAUGGAAAACGUUUCGGAGACGGUGAGGGCGAGGGCGAGGGCGAGGGCGACGAGCAGGACGGGGACGAAGACGACGCGGGCGUCGACCGCUACGAGCCGCGCAAACCGCGUCGUCCCCGUAAGCCGGGCUACUACGAGAAGCAGCUCGCGCACGCCGAGAAGCGCAAGGCCGAGGCCGAGGCUCGUCGUGCAGAGAUGCAGCGACGCCAGAAAGAGCGCGAGCGCAAGGCCGCUGACCGCGAGAGGUUCCGCCGCGCCAUGGCCAAGGCCCGCAAGGGUGGCGAGAACGGUCAGCGCAAGCUCGGUCGGGAGAGCGCGCUGCUCCUCGAGAAGGUGAAGCGCAUGGUGGGCGACAAAUAA
Molecule: messenger RNA, 834 nt
Organism: Colletotrichum truncatum
Lineage: Eukaryota; Fungi; Ascomycota; Sordariomycetes; Glomerellales; Glomerellaceae
Source: RefSeq, a predicted model, not a curated record